Molecule: messenger RNA, 2028 nt
Organism: Trichoplusia ni (cabbage looper)
Lineage: Eukaryota; Metazoa; Arthropoda; Insecta; Lepidoptera; Noctuidae
Product: poly(U)-specific endoribonuclease homolog
Exons: 7
Coding region: 154-1962 (602 amino acids)
Molecular function (GO): RNA endonuclease activity
Source: RefSeq, a predicted model, not a curated record
UAGUUCUUUUCUUACAGUUGGUACGAAAGCGACGUGAACUUCUUUGAUUUACGUGUGCGAUCGCGUAUUAAAACAUUAAUAAAAUAAUGUGAAGUUUAGUGUACUAUAAGUUGUGAGUUCAAUAAAGACCGAAAUCAGACAUCAAUUUUAAAUAUGAAUAACUAUUUAGUAAUUUUAUUCGUUAUUUCACUUGUUCUGCAGAACGGUUCAGGCUUAGACUAUAAUAAAUAUCAAAGACUGAAUGCGAAUACAGAUUUUUUACUACAUGAAGGAGGUGUACAAAAUACACCCAAACUGCAAGAACAUGUAGCCGGUUCUCAGUCGCAAACAAAUUCUCAACAAAAUGGAGCUAACCCAUCUUUGUCACAACCAACCUCUACCGGGAACAAAGUGACCACAGCACCGCAGCACAAUCCUUCUUCGAAUGGAAAAAGGGAUUACGUUGCUCCCCAAUUCCCAACACUUAAACCAUCCCAACAGACGGGAGGCGCCGGACACUCGCAGUCCUCCAACAACAAUCACAAUUCGGGCAAAAAUGAUUACGUUUCGCAGUUCCCCUCGUUAGGGCCACCAUCCGGAUCACAACCUACACCUGCAACGAGUAAUGUAAACUCUGGCUGGCAACGCAAUCCUCUAACUAACAAUGGAAAAAGAGACUAUGUUGCACCCCAAAAGCCUACUCAUAAUAGACAAGAUAGUGUUGCGCAGUUUCCGCCAUUGGGUCCUGCUUCUGCACCACAACCAACUCCUGCGACAAAUAAAAAUUCAGGACCACAUUCUCAACCUUCAUCACCUACUGGUAAACGAGAUUACGUCGCUCCUCAAUAUCCGACAGUGCAACCGGCUACAGGAAAAGUUAAGGACCUCAUAAAUUUCUAUGAUAGUAAAAAUUCUAGUCCUGGCACAAGUAGUUAUAGUUCUAUUGCACAAGGGUCAUCGCAUCGAAAUGGGCCAACGGUUACUCAGCGGGCACAGAUAACUACAGCAAUUGUUACGCCCAAACCUAUGGCCUUCAGUUCUGUCGUGUCCGGCGGUAAAAUUAAUACUCAAUCAUCAACUCCUAAAUCGACAACACGAAACCCUGGCACACCUACUCGAACAGGAACACCUGUCCUACCAAGUUCUAUUGUAAAUAACAAUAAGGGAAAUAAUAAUGAUAAUACAGUGUCUGACGCUGAACUAGUGACAAUAAGUGAAGAAUUGUUAAGAAAGGAUAAUAACAAUGCUGCUAAAUAUCUCACAGUUAACUAUCAAGAGAAGACUACGUCACAGUCGAAAGAAGAUAAAGCACCGUUACCAUUGCUUACUGUAGCGCCUGAAGUGUGGAACAUCUCGACGAUACAAAAAUUUGUUCCGUUGCUGGAUAAUUAUGAAAGAGACACUUUGGUUAAUGAACACGUCACACCACAGGAGAGAAAUGAAGAAAACGCUUUUAUGGAUGCUGUUAUGUCUACAACUGUGAUGCGACACUUAAUGAAUUUUUUGAAGAAUAAAGGCUAUGUAACACCUGACCCUAAACAGCAGAGAGUCUACUUGAAGCAAAUGUGGUUCAGUUUAUAUUCAAGGGGAAAAGGAAAAAUAAGCAGUUCCGGUUUCGAACACGUAUUCGUGUCAGAACUUAAAAAUGGUUUAGUUUCCGGUUUGCACAACUGGAUUUAUUUCUCAAGGGAAGAAGCAGCUAAUCGAAUUAACUACUUGGGCUACCUAAAAUACAUUUUACUAAAUGAAAAGGGAUCCAUUCUAAAGAUGCACUUUAACCAACAAGGUGUGGACAAGCCCGUGAACAGCAUUUUUAUCGGAACAUCUCCAGAAUUAGAAAUGGCACUUUACACUCUAUGUUUCGUUACUCGAGCAGACAAGGAAUGUAAACUGAAGCUUGCAGAUAAAGAUGUUAAUGUCGUCACAUAUACUUUCAGAUACCGCAGUAAAAAUCUGAUUGGUAGUGCUUUUGCAGAAAUAUAAUCUUUAUGUAUGAUUUAUUUCAUUAGCCAAAUGUAUUUAUCUUUUUUAAUAAAUGCAAUAUCUUUA